Molecule: messenger RNA, 1459 nt
Organism: Spodoptera exigua (beet armyworm)
Lineage: Eukaryota; Metazoa; Arthropoda; Insecta; Lepidoptera; Noctuidae
Source: the annotation of a GenBank genome assembly
GUACUAAUCAGAGAAUGAGUCAUAAAAAAUUAACACCCAUUCAUUCACUCAUUCACGUGAGACAUGUAAAGAUGAAAACCGAACGAUUCACUUCGUUCAUUUCAAUCAAUCAACCGCGCCGCUAGAAAGCUGUUGUGUCGUGUUUGUAUUUAUUUUACAAAAACCGAUAUCUCGUGAUACUGCAUCGCUUCGUAACUUUUGAGUGAAGUAUUUAAUAGCUCGCGUUGUGAAGUUUUUCUGAUGUUUUAAUUAUAACCAGUAAAUAAGGAGUGUUUGAAACAUGGGUGCUCGCGUAUCCAGAACCGACUUCGAGUGGGUUUACACUGAGGAACCUCAUGCGAGCCGCCGGAAAAUAAUUCUAGAAAAGUAUCCACAAAUCAAGAAGCUGUUCGGAUACGAUCCAAACUUCAAAUGGGUGGUGACGGGAAUGGUGUUAGUCCAGAUCAUUUCCCUACCAUUUGUCACUCAACUCAGCUGGCCUAUGAUGCUCGUAGUAGCUUACUGCUUCGGUGGAGUUAUCAAUCAUUCUCUUAUGUUGGCUAUCCACGAAAUCGCACACAAUCUCGCUUUCGGCCAUAAUAGGCCUUUAGCAAACAAACUAUUUGGAUUCUUCGCGAACCUACCUAUAGGGCUGCCUGUAUCUAUCAGCUUCAAGAAAUAUCAUUUGGAACACCAUAGGUACCAAGGAAAUGAAGUUAUAGACACAGAUCUCCCAACGUUGUUGGAAGCGAAACUAUUCUGUACCACUGGUGGCAAGUUACUCUGGCUCUUCCUCCAGCCGUUCUUCUACAGCUUCCGACCUCUAGUCGUCAGGCCUAAGCCACCGACUCCGAUGGAAUUAAUCAACCUAGUCAUUCAGCUGUUCUUCGAUGCCGUCGUCAUUAAACUUUGGGGUUGGAAAGCGAUCGGCUACCUAUUAAUUGGUGCCUUGAUGGCGAUGGGAGUUCAUCCCGUAGCUGGUCAUUUUGUAGCUGAACACUAUAUGUUUAAGAAGGGUUACGAAACCUAUUCUUACUACGGACCUCUGAACUGGAUUACAUUUAACGUUGGAUAUCACAACGAACAUCACGACUUCCCAGCGGUACCCGGCAGUAAACUACCUGAGGUACGCCGCAUCGCUCCGGAAUUCUACGACACAUUGCCACAUCACGAUAGCUGGUCGAAGGUACUAUACGACUUCGUGAUGGACCCCGACAUCGGACCCUACGCUAGAAUCAAGCGCAAGCACCACGGACUUGACAGUUAAGUUGGUAGCGCUGUAUUCCGUGGUUGUUUUCCUAAUGUUGGUAGAGCGCUUGCGAUGUUUUUGAAGAGAACGCCAUCUAGUGCCGGACUUGUGUAACUUUGUGUUUUUUAUACUUAAGCAAUUUAUUGCAUUUGCUUAUAAAUGUUUUCUGUUUAUGGUAUUUCUUACCUAAUUGCCUUGAUAAUCAUUAACGAAACCAUUGCGUUUUGUUCA